Molecule: messenger RNA, 2745 nt
Organism: Toxorhynchites rutilus septentrionalis
Lineage: Eukaryota; Metazoa; Arthropoda; Insecta; Diptera; Culicidae
Product: 5-hydroxytryptamine receptor 7-like
Exons: 6
Coding region: 854-2365 (503 amino acids)
Biological process (GO): adenylate cyclase-activating adrenergic receptor signaling pathway
Cellular component (GO): membrane
Molecular function (GO): G protein-coupled receptor activity
Source: RefSeq, a predicted model, not a curated record
GGGUUUGGAUCGGAUUUUCCUCCCGCUGUGUGUUUCUUUUUUGAGCGGCGCGAAUUGUCGUGGGUGAAACAUCUCGUGAAGAAAAACUGAACAUCCGGUGGCGACCACAGACCGUUUCGUGGGAUGAUAUAUGUUGUGUGUUUACGCGGGAGGAAAUUCAAUUGACCGUGUGGUUCCUGUGCGCAACCGAACCGAACAAUGGGUGGCAAAAUACGAAAGGGGAAAUUUGUUUUCUGAAAACUUUGCGCCAUAGAAAACCCGUCGACAGCUGUUAGUGAAACUAAAGGAUAGAGAUGAUAAGGCCGACGAUGAUCAUAUGGCGGUGAGGUGGGUGUGAAACUUGAAACUCUGGACCGAUGGUACGGAUUGUUGAUGCAAGGCAUGGAUAGGACAUUACUUUUAUUAUUCUUUCCGUCUGUGUAAAAGUAAUGAAGUCGAGUGAACAUUGUUUAUCGAGUGGCGAGUGCUGGUCAACGCAACGAGUAGCGUGCGGUGGCGGAAUGUGUUAAACAAUAAAUUAGUCAAUGCAAAUAAUAGCUUUUUGAGACCGCCGAGCAUGAGAUACAAGCGCAGAGAUUGGAAAAAUGAGUAAACAUUGGCGAGGUGAGAACAGAUGUUAUAUAGUUUAAAAGUGUUCAUUCUUUGUCUUUGGCUGGACAGUAUUUCCGUGAACAUGCUGAAUUUGAUACUAUAGAAGUUGGGACAACGGAAGUUGAUUAAUGUACACCUAUGCACAGUCUCUGGUGCAGAGAAUGAUUAGCGUCAUCGCCCAAGCUCUUCCGCUAAGAUCGAUAUGUGCCAUUGAGGUGUAAAUCAUAAUCGGAACCAGCGCACAUGGAAUAAUUGUUUAAUUAUGGCAAACGCAAAUAGCUCCGCCGCCACCCCCACCACAACGGCUUCAAUUACGAUUAAUUACACCGCCUCGUUCACCAGCGUGUAUCGGGAGAUUUACGUCAAUCUGCAAAUCGUGAAUGGGGAUCUGCUCAAUUUCAGCGAGCGUUUCGUCGUGGAUAGCGCCAACGGAAGCGGCAGCAGCGGCAGUGUUGGCAAGGACUGUGCCAAGAUUUGUCUUACGUGGGAGAAAAUGCUACUAGUGGUGCUGUUCUGUGCCCUGAUCAUCAUCACGGUGAUUGGCAACACCCUGGUCAUCCUAUCAGUGGCCACCACCAGACGGCUGCGAACCGUCACAAAUUGCUUCGUGAUGAGUCUGGCCGUGGCCGAUUGGCUGGUGGGGAUAUUCGUCAUGCCACCCGCUGUAAUCCUGUUUGUCGUUGACAAAUGGCAGCUGGGCUGGAUACUCUGUGAUAUCUGGAUAUCGCUCGAUGUCCUUCUCUGUACGGCAUCCAUUCUGAGCUUGUGUGCAAUCAGUGUUGAUAGAUACCUCGCGGUCACGCAACCAUUGACGUACUCAAAGCGUCGACGCUCGAAACGGCUGGCGCUGCUAAUGAUUUUCGUCGUUUGGCUAGUGGCACUGGCCAUCACGUGUCCGCCCAUUUUGGGGUGGUAUGAUCAGGACCGAAAACGGAACGAGUGCCAAUAUAAUCAGAACAAGGGAUACGUCGUCUUUUCGGCAAUGGGUUCCUUCUUCAUCCCGAUGAGCGUAAUGCUUUACGUCUACUCGAAGAUUUGCUGUGUGCUUACGUCGCGCCAGCAUAGGAUGACCAAAACUGAGGCUACCGAGAAGAGCUGCGAUAUCGACCCGGAUAACUAUACGUCCGAAAUGGAUACUAGCCCGAAGCAAGGAGCGUACCUUGGCCGACCCAAUCCCUCCCCGUAUAGCCACUCUCACCAGACACUUUACGAAUUUUUGAGCUCAACCCGGACCACCCCAAAUGCAACACGCCAUCAGCUAACGGCUAGCAGGCCCAACGGAGCGGUGUCAGCCUCCGCUAGCAGUAACAACAACGGUGGCUCCAAUGGAGCUGCCAGGUACUCCAACAGCUACGAGAUGCGUCCCAUCAACGCGGUUCAGUUUAGUGCCAGCCAGCUUUCACUCGCCGAGUCGUGCAUAUCGAAUGUCACCAUCAGCAAUGCCAAGGUGCGGCUCCAUGGCAAGCGUAUCCCCAUCCGCAUUUCCUCCCUCAAGCGGGAGACGAAGACGGCCCAAACACUGAGCAUGGUGGUGGGAGGAUUUAUCGCCUGCUGGCUGCCAUUCUUCAUCUACUACCUGUUGAUGCCGUUCCUGCCCGAGCGGUCCCAAAGCAAGCACCUGAUGGCGUUCCUCACCUGGCUCGGGUGGAUCAACAGCGCCAUCAAUCCGUUCAUUUACGCGUUCUACAAUGUCGACUUUCGGAUCGCGUUCUGGCGGCUGACGUUCAGAAAGUUUUACAAGAACAAACACAAUUUGGCAUUCUUCAAAUCGUAGGCAGUGAGGGAUGUAUGACGUCGGUGAAGAUGUCUUCUGUGUUUAUUCAUAAAAGGAAAAAAUCGAAGCCAAUAUUUGAAUUUAGUAUUCAUAUCGAAAGUGCUGAAUUGUCAGUAGUCAGCCGAACGACUUUGUGUAUUUGAAUAAAAUUUACGCCCCAUCUGUCAAACAAACGAAUGUGCUUCACAAGAAAAUUGGCGCAGGACGAACGAAAUGUUCAGAGUAGAAUGUGUAGGCAUUUUAUUUGAGAAAUGUCACCACCCUUUCAUACCGCCCCCUCCUCACAACUAUAAAAUAUGUAAAUAAAUGCUGUUAAAAACUUUCCAGACAUAGCGUUUCUAAUGAACGAUUUUUUUUCAACUAGUAUGAUUGUACUUGAA